AGAAUUAGAUAUUGAAUGUCAUAAAGUUAAGUAUCGCGACCAUGAAAAAAAGCGGCGUAGAAUCUGAAAAUAAAUUUCAAAAGAACCCUCUGGAGAAGUUUAUACUGCAAAACCAUUGAACUAUUCAAUUAGUAUCAAGAAGACAUUACUACAUCCAUAUAAACCAUGCUAUCUAUCAUACUACGAUCGAGAUCAUUACAUCAUAUCCAUCGUUUCAAUGUCAAAGUGAUACCGAUUCGACAGACUCGGUUCUUACAAAGUUCAAGACGAUCUUUCGUUAAUCCUAUAUUUGAUAACUUUAUUGAAGACUUGAAAACUGAAGAGAAUGACGACAACAAGAAGAAGAAUCAAGGAAAGAAAGAGCACCAAGAUCAAGGUCAGAGGGAACCAUUUAAGAAAUUGAAAUCAUUCUUAAUCAAAUGUCUAGAAACAAUCGGUAUAACAUUCAGUUCCAUAUCUAUCUUAGGUGUAGCUGGUUUCCUAUACCAUAAAUUCUACAACAUUCAUGUCCUCGAUAAAAUGAACGAUGCUUUUGAAAUGGGAGAUCCUGCCGCACAAUUGGCGAUUCAUAAACGUACUCAUGAAGAUAAUGCUGAAUUAAAUCAAUAUUGGGUUGAAAGACAUCAACAGAGAUUAUUGGAUGAUAUUAUUAAUGGGUCUAUUAUUGGCCGAUAUUUCUUAAUGGUGGGUGAAAAGGGAACAGGUAAGACUUCUUUAAUCUUAGAGUCUAUGAAAAAAGUAGGAGGAUAUAAUGUAACUAUAUUUGAUGCUCAUGCUGAUCCUGAAAUCUUUAGAAUUCGAUUAGGUAAAGCUCUUAAUUUCACUUAUAAUGAAGAUUAUAUCGGAUCCUUGUUUUCCAUCAGAGGUCCAAGAGAUACCACUGCCUUAUUAGAUAUCGAAAGAGCUUUUAGUAAGUUAGAAGAAUUAGCUAUUAAAAGAGUUCAAAAAAUUACCAAGCCAUUGAUAGUGAUUAUUAACAAUGCUCAUUUAAUCAAAGAAAAUGAAGAAGGGAUAAAAUUAUUAGAAUUAUUACAACAAAAAGCAGAAAGUUUAAGUGGAUCAGGAUUAGUCACUAUUAUUUUCAAUAGUGAUGAUUAUUGGGUUUAUGAAAAAUUAAAGAAAUUAGGAACAAGAUUAGAAUUAAUUAAUGUGCGAGAUUUCAAACGUCAUGAAACUGUUAAUGCAUUGAAAUAUAUCAGAAAUAAAUAUUUCCGAAAUGAUACUAAAUAUCAAGUCACAGAUGAACAUUGUCAUCAAAUUUAUGAUUUAAUAGGGGGAAGACCUCAACAUAUAACUCAAGUGGCUCGUCAUAAAGAUAUAAUCCGAGCUUGUCAUGAAAUCAUUGAUCGAGAGAAGACCUGGUUUCUUAAUCAAUGUGGAUUAUUGGGUGAAGCAAUGGAUGAUGAUGUGAUGGAAUCAGGAAAAUUUUCAACAAGUGCUAUGUUAUUAAUGCAAGAAUUUGUUAAAAUGGAUCGAGAAAGAAUGAAUACUUUAAUCACAGGUGAAAAAGAUAAACCAACCAAUCAUGCUAAAUAUCGUGAUCAUCAAUUACCGGAAUUGCCAUUAUGGAGAAGUAGACAAAUCAUGACAAGAGCAGAUUACAUUCAAAUUUAUGAUAAUUUAAAUAUCUUUACAAUUGAUUCUGAAUCAAGGGUUAGAGCAGAUUCUGUUCCUAUGAUGAGAGCAUUUCAUGAAAUAGCAUCCCAACCACAUUUUGAUGAAUUAUUACAAGAUACUAUACAAAGAGUGGCAGAUAUUGAAUCAUUAGGUAGAACCAGAGAAAUCGUAGCCAAAGAUUUAAAUUUAGGUAGCUAUUAUCAAAUUUUCAAGAAAGGAGCUGAUCAAAUUGAAGUCAAGUUAAGUCCAAGUAAUAAAGAGAAGAGUGUUCAUGGAGAUUUUAUAGAUCAAACCGAUAUUGAAUCCCAUGAAUUCGAACAUGAUGAUCAUGAGGAAGAAGAUGAUUUAUAUAUGGAAGAUAUCAAUAGAAGAGAUACGAGGAAAUGGUGGGAGAAAAGAAUGAAGGGAUUUGAUCAAACUUAUCUGCUUGAUUACAAUACCUCCUCUGAGAUAGAUGAAGAUGAUAUAGAUAGAUGAACUGUAUAAUUAUGUAUUGAAUAAAAUGUAUAUUUAUUUUGCAACCGU
Molecule: messenger RNA, 2142 nt
Organism: Scheffersomyces coipomensis
Lineage: Eukaryota; Fungi; Ascomycota; Pichiomycetes; Serinales; Debaryomycetaceae
Exons: 1
Coding region: 166-2094 (642 amino acids)
Molecular function (GO): ATP binding
Source: RefSeq, a predicted model, not a curated record